GAGAGGAGCAGACGUCUGUAGAGGUAGAGGUGCUGGCUUCGGAACUUUCAGACUUCUGCUGGAAGUCUCCAAGUCAAGGUGAUCUACAAAGAAAUACUGAGUGGAGACUAUACUGAGAUUCUAUUAAAGACCCACUUGAAUUCAGCCCCCACUAGAAGAAACUUUGGCCAGAGCAACCAACACAUCACCUGGAAGUCUUCAGACUAGAGUAUUGAAGAGCUCCCAAGUGCUUCCAGAAGCCAAUAAAGGAUCAUUUCAGUCUGCUUCACGGCUAAGGAGUAACCCUUAAGUACCAUGGCCCAAAACCUGCAAGCAGAGUUGUCCUGUCCAGUUUGCCUGGAUUUUUUCUCCUGUCCCAUUUCUCUCUCUUGUGCACACAUUUUUUGCUUUGAUUGCAUCCAGAAUUGGAUCCUAGAAAACCAUGAUUUUAGAGUGAUGUGCCCCUUGUGUCGAGAUGUGGUGAAGGCACCUCCUUUGGAAGAAUGGCAAGUGAGAGCCAUAGCACUUAUCACCAAGCAGCAUGAUAACCGACUGGAGCAAACUCUGCACAUGAGGGAGGAGCUCCAGCGUUUUCGGGAAGAUGUGACCCUGGAUGCAGCCACUGCCAGCUCCCUCCUUGUCUUCUCCAGUGAUCUAAGAAGCGCUCAGCCUGGGAAGAUCCACCACGACCUGACAAAAGAUCCUAGGCUGACCUGUGUCCUGGGUACUCCCUGCUUCUCCUCCGGCCGACAUUACUGGGAGGUUACAGUGGGAGAGGUGAAGUCGUGGUCCCUGGGCGUCUGCAAGGAGUCGGCUGACAGAAACAGCAGUGAUUUAUCCCCUGAGCAUGGCUUCUGGAUCAUUAGCAUGGAGGCAGGAGCAAUCCAUGCUAACACCGACCUGGAGAGAAUUCCUGCAAGCCCUAGCCUUCGUCGUGUGGGAAUUUUCCUGGAUGUUGACUUUGAAGAAAUCCAGUUUUUCGAUGUUGACAAUAAUGCCCACAUCUAUACCCAUGAUUCUUUCUUCUCUUUGGAGCCUUUGCGUCCAUUCUUCUGUCUUGAGCUCUUGGGAGAAGGGGAGAGUGGCAACGUCCUGACCAUCUGCCCAUGAGAAAAUCAGCCCUUCUUAGAAGCUUUCUAAGAGGUGAAAGAGAAUUUUGGCCUGAGAAAGGUCAGCAUGACUGAGGAAGGAAUAAUGUGCUAUAGUGCAAAGACUUGGUAAAUUUUUAAAGUAGAUUUUGUAGGCUUUGUAGCAAAACAAUUUUUGGAUUUUUGGGGUAAAUUUUGUAGAAUUUGUAGCUAGGUAACUGGGGUUUUUGGGGAUGUUAUUAAGUACUCUAAGCCUCAGUUUUCUGGUCUCUAGAUGGGGAUAAUUGUAUGUCAGUCAAACACCUGUGGUAAUUAGACAAUACUAUGGCUUCGUCUUAUAGUAAAUAACAAGUAGAGAAAUAUUAGAUUGUAAGUAAAGUAGAUAUUAGGUUUUGUGGAUAGACAAUAUCUUUUUCAUUAUUUCAAGCUAUUUUGGGUAAUUGCUGAUAAUGUCUGAGGAGGAAGAAAAAUUAAACAGCCAGUGUGAGUUAUUUUGUUUAUAUGGCAUGAAAUUUCAGAGAGACAAAUAGGUACUGGGGAAGAACUAAGUUUUUUCAUUUUUUUUUUUUUUUUUUUUUUUGAAACACAGCCACAUACAGUUUCUCAAAAGACAAAGAACUUUGACCAAAAUGUAUUGUUAAUGGUGAUUCAUAUUCUUAUGGGAAGUGUCAUUUACCCAUCUCAAUAAUUGGACUAUUGUGAUUUAUAAGAAUUCUUAUCAACCAUGUUAACUCUAACACAUAUUCAUCAAAAAUUGUUUUGAAGGUUGCUUUGGAUUUAUUUUUUAUUUGUAGAAUUUACAUUUUCUUGCAAAUACAUUUAUAAAGCAUUGGAUGAGUUCGUGUUUAUGCUGUUUGGUCUGUCUCUCACAUCAAGUCUG
Molecule: messenger RNA, 1947 nt
Organism: Chlorocebus sabaeus (green monkey)
Lineage: Eukaryota; Metazoa; Chordata; Mammalia; Primates; Cercopithecidae
Gene: RFPL4B
Product: ret finger protein like 4B
Molecular function (GO): protein binding
Source: RefSeq, a predicted model, not a curated record